AUGGCAGGUGGAAGUGGAAAAGCACAAACAACUUGUGGAAAAUGCGGGAAAAACAUCCCCAAGUCACAGUAUUCCAAACAGUGUGACAAAUGUAAACACUGGUUUCACCUAAUAUCAUGUACUAAUCUAAAUGAAGUAGAUGUUGAAGUAAUGAAGAAACUGCAAAAUAAAUGGUUUUGUGAAUCCUGCAAAAGUCGUGUGGAAAAUGAAGCCAGAAAAUCGUUGACUGCAAGUCAUAGUCAACAGAAUACCCCCACAGCGGAGGCCUCGGACGAGUAUAAUAUGUCGUCGAUGACAGAAAUUCUACAGCAACUUAAAGAGCUAAAUCAGGAAGUCCGUGAUCUGAGAAAUGAUGUGAAAUUUUACGCUGAUAAGUAUGAUGAGCAAUUGGCAAUAAAUACAUCUUUGUCUGAGAAAAUUCAAAAUAUGAAGAGAGAUUUUAAGAAAAUUAAUAUAGAGCUCGUAAAUCUUAAAGGAAAAUCCAAUUUGGCAGAAAAGGAAAACAGGAAAAACAAUGUAGUCAUCCUGGGAUUAAAAAAUACGGUGAAUGAUUGUAAAACCAAACCUAAGGAAGUCAUCGACAAGGCGAGUAAAGUACUAAAUUUCAUCGAACCAGAUCUGGCACUGAAUAAUGUUAAAAUAAAAAUAGCAAAUAACACCAAAGAAAACUCUCCAAUAAUUGUUUCUUUCGAAAGUUUUGAAGAAAAACUAACUUUUUUGGCAAGAAGAAGAGAGAAAGGAAGAAUAACAUCUGAUAAAUGUGAAUUGAGUGGAAAGGACCCUAUUUUCAUUAACGAAGACAUGGACAGGGACCAGAGAGAGCUCUUCAAAGAGGCGAGGGCACUGAGGCAAAGAGGUUUCAAGUUUGUAUGGGCUAGAGGAGGAAAUGUGUUUGUAAGGAAAAUUGAAGGGAGCGAAAGAAUAAAAAUAGUGAGUAGGGAUGACAUACAAAACCUGUAUUAA
Ceutorhynchus assimilis (cabbage seed weevil) is the source of this 963-nucleotide messenger RNA. The record is from the annotation of a GenBank genome assembly. Lineage: Eukaryota; Metazoa; Arthropoda; Insecta; Coleoptera; Curculionidae.